Neogale vison (American mink) is the source of this 399-nucleotide messenger RNA. Its product is annotated as 40S ribosomal protein S15a-like. Gene Ontology annotation, molecular function: structural constituent of ribosome. The coding region runs from base 7 to 399 and encodes 130 amino acids. The transcript has a single exon. Gene Ontology annotation, cellular component: cytosolic small ribosomal subunit; ribosome. NCBI's taxonomy places the organism in Eukaryota, Metazoa, Chordata, Mammalia, Carnivora, Mustelidae. The record is from RefSeq and is a predicted model, not a curated record. Gene Ontology annotation, biological process: translation.
GCCAUAAUGGUGUGCAUGAAUGCCCUAGCAGACGCUCUCAAGAGCGUUAGCAAUGCUGAGAAGAGAGGCAACCGCCUGGUUCUUGCUAGGCCAUGCUCCAAAGUCAUUGUCCGGUUUCUCAUGGUGAUGAUGAAGCACAGUUACACCAGCGAAUUUGAAACCACUGAUGCUCACAGAGCGGGGAAAAUUGCUGUGAACCUCAUAGGCAGGUUGAACAAAUGUGGAGUGAUCAGCCCCAGAUUUGAUGUACAACUGAAAGAUCUAGAAAAAGGGCAGAAUAACCUGCUCCCGUCCCGCCAGUUUGGUUUCAUUGUACUGACAACCUUAGCGGGCCUCAUGGACCAUGAAGAGGCAAGACGAAAACACACAGAGGGGGAAAUCCUGGGAUUCUUUUUCUAG